AUGGAAGAAAAAGCUAAGCCAACGUACUCUAUUUUUCGGACCGCCAUUAUAAAGGCGACACCCGACGAUCUCAAAUGCAAAUUUUAUUGUAAUGGAAGUACCUGUAAAUACUGUAUCCCAAGAACUUCAUCUCAAGAUCAUCAAGCUAUAGAGGCAUUGUAUUCUGAUUGGGUUGCGCCAAAUAUCCUCGCCAUGGCACGUCCAUUAGCGGAUCAUUUCCAGCGCUUUGACCUGGAACAUCAUUUCAAGAGGGCCGGAAUUCGAGCUGUCUUAAACCUUGAAGAACCAGGAGAGCACGCGCAAUGUGGGCCCGGUCUUCUCCCAUCGGGUUUCACAUACGAGCCUGAAUGGUUUAUGAAAGCUGGAAUAUAUUACUACAAUUUUCCGUUGCCUGAUUUUGCGGCUUGCAGCACUACAACCAUACAAGACAUUGUCAAAGUUGCCUCUUUCCAUCUCAACGAAGGGAAAAUAGCUGUUCACUGUCACGCAGGACAUGGAAGAACUGGAAUGGUUAUUGCUGCAAUUUUCGUCUACCGGGAAGGAAUGAGACCAUCAAGUGCCGUUAGAAGGGUGCGAAAAAUUAGACCACAAUCGGUCCAAAGUCAUCCCCAAGUUUCACUACUGAACACCAUGAAGCCGACCUUAACAAACGAAACUCUCAAUAAAGUGGUACAACCCGAAUAUUGUGGAGUUGAGGAAGCAAUCGAAUUCCAACGAAAUCUUCUCAACCCUUGUGAAGCUAGAAAGUUUGCUCACAUUCCAAAGAUCGUUUGGACAACCUGCUAUGAGCUACUCUCGCGAUACUAUGAAACUGUCAAUAUCCGAACAAAGCACUAUGCUUCUACAAAAAGCUGGGCCGUCGAUUUUGAGCUCAAAGACGAACAUUGCAUACCAGGUGACGACGACUUGAUUUCUCCAGCAUUCAUCAUCGGACUCCUAGAUCGAAAAGAAUGUAAAGAUUUCACCAAAUGGCUAGCCAAAGAGGAGAAGAGCUUGAACCUCGAAAAUCUUGAUCAAAAAUUAAAAACUCUGCCCAUUGGACAACUUUUGUACCUACUUGAUUUGCAUAUGCGUGAAUACAAAAAGCUGUUGACCGAAAGUGAUCUAAUCGAAGUUUUGAGACGGAAUCACUCAACGAAGACGAUGAAGAUUCUGAACGCCAACGAGUUUUUGUUUCUAUUUUUACUGAAAACGUUCGGCCGCAUUCUCAACAACUAUCGCCCAGAAUUGGCCUUUAUCACUUGUCUAUGGUGUACAUGG
Messenger RNA from Mesorhabditis belari, 1260 nucleotides. The record is from the annotation of a GenBank genome assembly. Lineage: Eukaryota; Metazoa; Nematoda; Chromadorea; Rhabditida; Rhabditidae.